AUGCUGAAGUUCAUAAAAUUUUUUUUUGUUUAUCUGGUUUUAACGAACGCUAAGAAGACCCUGCGCACGAAUGAGAGAUUCCCCAUCCAAUUGUUUUUAAAUGGCUCCACAACGUUUGGUAUAAAAAGGAAGAGCCAAAGUUGUGUAGGAAAAACAACCCCCUUGCAUUUGAAGAAAAGGCUGGACCCAAACGACAAAUACACAGUAAUCAAAAGACAUGAAGCACGGGUGCAGAGAAAUUUAAAGAGGAAGUACCUGAUUGAAAGAUACAAGGAAAAAAGAGAGCAAUUAAAAAAAUACAUAGCAGAAGCAUCGUCCCCUAUUGAAUAUGUUUACUGGAAGUACAAGCUGUCCUCUCUUCCCAGGGACUCUUGCCCUGUCAGGUUCCGGAACAGGGCUCGCGGAUAUUACUCCUUCUUCGGCCUGUGUAGACACCAAGCUCGUGCACUCAUACAGAAAAUGUUCUUCCCCGGUUUUGUCAAGGCAUGUUGGUAG
Messenger RNA from Plasmodium cynomolgi strain B, 495 nucleotides. Its product is annotated as 30S ribosomal protein S14. Bases 1 to 495 code for a protein of 164 amino acids. Gene Ontology annotation, biological process: translation. Gene Ontology annotation, molecular function: structural constituent of ribosome. NCBI's taxonomy places the organism in Eukaryota, Apicomplexa, Aconoidasida, Haemosporida, Plasmodiidae. The transcript has 2 exons. Gene Ontology annotation, cellular component: ribosome; small ribosomal subunit. The record is from RefSeq and is a predicted model, not a curated record.